This is a messenger RNA of Mus pahari (shrew mouse), 4599 nucleotides long. It is a transcript of the gene Nedd4l, whose product is annotated as NEDD4 like E3 ubiquitin protein ligase. Gene Ontology annotation, biological process: regulation of dendrite morphogenesis; ubiquitin-dependent protein catabolic process. The transcript is spliced from 26 exons. Bases 495 to 4166 code for a protein of 1223 amino acids. Gene Ontology annotation, molecular function: protein binding; ubiquitin protein ligase activity; sodium channel inhibitor activity. Lineage: Eukaryota; Metazoa; Chordata; Mammalia; Rodentia; Muridae. The record is from RefSeq and is a predicted model, not a curated record.
CUUGGUAGCCAGGAAAGCAGUGCCCCUUUGAGUGUGAUAGGUCAGAUUUACAGCAUGGUUGUGAGUGCCUGCCACUGCUGCCUUAGUCAGCUGCUCCAACUCCCUGCUGGGCCGCCCCUUUCUGACAGGACUGCAGCAGCUGGGAAGGUGCUGUUUCAGGCUCUUGCUGUUCAGAGGGGGGAAAGAGCAAGAGAGGGGAAACUUCACUAAGUCCAGAAGCUGGCAUUGGAGGGGAAGCAGGCGGUCAUGUGUCUCUGGCCAUCCUACCCUCUGUCACAGAGUAGAUGAGAGCUUUUUGCUCUUACCCAAUCAUGCCUGGAAUGCAGCUUGCCACUUGGGCUAUUUCUGCUAUCUGUCGCUCUUGGUGCCGCAGUGCUAACGGUUUGGCAGAUGGGACACUUUUUCUUGGAGUUGGUGUCUUUGGGUUUUGACUUCUGGCAGUGCCGGGCGUGUUGUUGUCGCUCGCCCUCUCCCUCCCGGCCCCCCUGGUCACCAUGGCCCAUCGGCUUCGGUUUCAUUUUGGCUCUGGCCGCAGCAAUACGGCCCCUGAGUCUGAGAUUCUAGACCAAGAGAGAGAAGAGGACUUUUUCAUGGCAUUCCAGACGCUGCCACGGAGAAGCAGCCCGCACCCCUUCACCCAGAACGCAGGGGAGGACGGCGGCCUGCAGGAGGGCGUGGGCGCUCUCAAGCGCAGCUCAUCCAUGUUCAUCCCGCAGCUCCUGACCGGGGUGGACACCAGGCCCACCCGCAGCUCCUCCGUGCAGAUCUCCCUGCAGCGAAAGGCCGCAGACGGUGCCACAGACAGCUGCGGGCCACCGGAGGGACCCGAUGACAGGCCCCCAAGCGCCCAGGCUGACCUCGGAGACCAGGCCGCAGCCACAAGGGUCUCGGCUCAGAUCAGCUCAUCGGAGCCCUCUCCAGUGGACACUCCUGGAAGCUCCCCUCCAAGGGCAGCCUGGGACCCGGGGACCUUGGUCAAUGGCACUUGUGAUCACCGUGGUCAGUGUCCCCACCUGGCCGAGGGUCCGGAGGAGGCCACCCCAGGCCUGCGCAUCCAACACCGAGCCUCAAGCGCUGAUGUGCGCCAGGUGCGACUGCUGCCUUUUGGCCCAGAUGGACAGGCCGAACCUAGGCGCUGGUCCCUUCAGCAUGUUCCAGAUGCUUCUGGGAGCUCCGGGAAGCGUUGCUUUGUCUUUCAACUGCAGCAGCCCCAGCAAGGCGCUCUGGGGCUGGCUGGUGACUUCAACUUUGGCUUCACUGGCACUAAGGGGGACAGGUUGGUGAGAUAUCCACGCAUUCGGCUGGAGAGGAGCACGUCAUACCCCACCCAGCCCCGAGCAGGCCGGGUGAGCCCCACCGAAGACCGAGGGACCCCAGAAGCAUCUCCUCGGGCCAGCAGGAUGGUCCCUGAGAUCCGCAGGACAAAUUCAGAGAGGACCCCACAGAGUCCAGGGUGCAUGUUCAAGAUCAGGCAGGAUCAAAAUGCAGGGCAGCAGCAUUUCCGAAUUCUUGUGACUCGGGGACCUGAAGAAACCCCCCAAAACCAAGAGGAGACUCACAAGAGCCCUGGACACCCUGGAGCUGGUGCUCCGACACGAGACGACUUCCUGGGCCAGGUGGACGUGCCUCUUAGUCACCUUCCGACAGAAGAUCCAACCAUGGAGAGACCCUAUACAUUUAAGGAUUUUCUCCUACGACCUAGAAGUCAUAAGUCUCGUGUCAAGGGGUUUUUGAGGUUGAAAAUGGCCUACAUGCCGAAAAACGGAGGUCAAGAUGAAGAAAACGGUGAGCCGAGGGACGACAUGGAGCAUGGAUGGGAAGUGGUUGACUCCAACGACUCAGCUUCCCAGCACCAGGAGGAGCUCCCUCCUCCUCCCCUGCCGCCAGGAUGGGAAGAGAAAGUGGACAAUUUAGGCCGAACUUACUAUGUCAACCACAACAACAGGAGUACGCAGUGGCACCGACCCAGCUUGAUGGAUGUGUCCUCAGAGUCGGACAACAACAUCAGGCAGAUCAACCAGGAGGCUGCACACCGACGCUUCCGCUCUCGGAGGCACAUUAGUGAAGAUUUGGAGCCUGAGGCCUCUGAAGGUGGUGGAGAAGGCCCUGAGCCUUGGGAGACCAUUUCAGAGGAAGUGAACAUGGCAGGAGAUUCUCUCAGCCUGGCUCUGCCCCCACCUCCUGCCUCCCCAGUGUCUCGGACCAGCCCCCAGGAGCUGUCGGAAGAACUGAGCAGAAGGUUGCAGAUCACUCCGGACUCCAACGGGGAACAGUUUAGUUCUCUGAUUCAGAGAGAGCCCUCAUCAAGGCUUCGGUCCUGCAGUGUUACCGACACGGUUGCUGAACAAGCUCACCUUCCACCGCCAUCAGUGGCCUAUGUACAUACCACGCCGGGCCUGCCUUCAGGCUGGGAAGAAAGAAAGGAUGCAAAGGGACGCACAUACUAUGUCAAUCAUAACAAUCGAACCACAACUUGGACUCGGCCAAUCAUGCAGCUUGCAGAAGAUGGUGCCUCCGGAUCAACCACAAACAGUAACAACCACCUAGUCGAACCCCAGAUCCGCCGGCCCCGUAGCCUCAGCUCGCCAACAGUAACUUUAUCUGCCCCACUGGAGGGUGCCAAGGAUUCACCCAUCCGCCGUGCCGUGAAAGAUACCCUUUCCAACCCACAGUCCCCUCAACCAUCACCUUACAACUCCCCCAAACCACAACACAAAGUCACACAGAGCUUCCUGCCACCAGGCUGGGAGAUGAGGAUAGCCCCCAACGGCCGACCCUUCUUCAUUGACCAUAACACAAAGACUACAACCUGGGAAGAUCCACGGUUGAAAUUUCCAGUACACAUGCGGUCAAAAGCAUCUUUAAACCCCAAUGACCUGGGCCCUCUCCCUCCUGGCUGGGAAGAGAGGAUCCACUUGGAUGGCCGCACGUUUUACAUUGACCAUAACAGCAAAAUUACCCAGUGGGAAGAUCCAAGACUACAGAACCCAGCCAUAACUGGUCCGGCUGUUCCAUACUCCAGAGAGUUUAAGCAGAAAUACGACUACUUUAGGAAGAAAUUAAAGAAACCUGCUGAUAUUCCAAACAGGUUUGAAAUGAAACUUCACAGAAACAACAUAUUUGAAGAGUCCUAUCGGAGGAUCAUGUCUGUAAAGAGACCUGACGUCCUAAAGGCUAGGCUGUGGAUUGAGUUUGAGUCAGAGAAAGGCCUGGACUAUGGGGGCGUGGCCAGAGAAUGGUUCUUCUUACUGUCCAAAGAGAUGUUUAACCCCUACUAUGGCCUCUUCGAGUACUCUGCCACGGACAACUACACACUUCAGAUCAAUCCCAACUCAGGCCUCUGCAAUGAAGAUCAUUUGUCCUACUUCACCUUCAUUGGAAGAGUCGCUGGCCUGGCAGUGUUUCAUGGGAAACUCUUAGAUGGAUUCUUCAUUCGGCCGUUCUACAAGAUGAUGCUGGGGAAGCAGAUAACUCUGAAUGACAUGGAGUCCGUGGACAGCGAGUACUACAACUCUUUGAAGUGGAUCUUAGAAAACGACCCCACGGAACUUGACCUCAUGUUCUGCAUAGACGAAGAGAACUUCGGGCAGACAUACCAAGUGGAUCUGAAGCCCAAUGGGUCAGAAAUAAUGGUAACCAAUGAGAACAAACGAGAAUACAUUGACUUAGUCAUCCAGUGGAGAUUUGUGAACAGGGUCCAGAAACAAAUGAAUGCCUUCUUGGAGGGAUUUACAGAACUUCUUCCAAUCGACUUGAUUAAAAUUUUUGAUGAAAAUGAGCUGGAGUUGCUGAUGUGCGGCCUUGGUGAUGUCGACGUGAACGACUGGAGACAGCACUCUAUUUACAAGAACGGCUACUGCCCCAAUCACCCUGUCAUCCAGUGGUUCUGGAAGGCCGUGCUACUGAUGGAUGCUGAGAAGCGCAUCCGGUUACUACAGUUUGUCACAGGCACCUCCAGAGUACCCAUGAAUGGAUUUGCCGAACUCUAUGGUUCCAAUGGUCCUCAGCUGUUUACAAUAGAGCAAUGGGGCAGUCCGGAAAAACUACCCAGAGCUCAUACAUGCUUUAAUCGCCUUGAUUUACCUCCAUAUGAAACCUUUGAAGAUUUACGGGAGAAACUUCUCAUGGCCGUGGAAAACGCUCAAGGCUUUGAAGGCGUGGAUUAAGGAAGGCCUCCAGCGUCCAGGGCACUGCCCUUCCAGCAAGUUCCGAGUGCACUUUUGCAUUUGCCUAGCAGACUUUUGCAGAGCCGGUGGCAGAAGCAGUUGCGCUGCCUGGCUCUGGAGCCCAGCUUGUCUGGGCCCUGCCCAAGUUCUGCCAGGGAACCCAGCCCCAGCUCAAGUGCCGCCCCCCUCACCGCCGAUUCUCAACUGGUUGACGUGUACACUGAUUACAUUUCAGGAGGACGUGUUCUAUUUAUGUUGUGCCUCUGCAGGCAAAGCCCUUAAUAAAUAUUUUGCAUACUUUCUAAUGACAAUGAAUGGAAUUAAUCACGCUACAGGUAUAGUAUUACAACUCAUGUUUACUUUUUAAAAUGAUUUAGACUGAUUUUCAGAUUUUAUUUCAUUACAAUUAAAGAUGUCUCAUGUACUUGGAAAA